AUGGCGCGGCAAACAGCGGAAACAGCGGAGGAGGAGAAGGAGGAGGAGGAGGAGGGGGAGGAGACACACAGAGCGGGGGAAGCGCACCGCGAGGACUGCGAGGAAGAGCGCGCCGGCCCCGGCAGCGCAGGGCUGGGCAAAAGAGCCGACGCCGAGGCGGCCGGCGGCGCGCAGGGCCCCUCAAAGUGCACGCACGGCGGCUCCGAAAAACCCAGCCAGGCUCGAGGCCUAAGACAGCCUCUGGGCCCAAGACGAGGCGAGGCUCUACUCGCCAUCGCUCGGACGUCCGUUCCGAAAAAUGCCCACGUCCGAGCGAUGCCGAGUCUACAGUGA
Prorocentrum cordatum is the source of this 333-nucleotide messenger RNA. NCBI's taxonomy places the organism in Eukaryota, Dinophyceae, Prorocentrales, Prorocentraceae. The record is from the annotation of a GenBank genome assembly.